AUGCAUCGAAUACAUUCACCCAUACCUUAUAACAUUCUACAUGGUAUUGAUCUCUCUGCUAAUGUAACAUCUAUAUUUGCUUAUCUCAGUUAUUUUCCACCGCCACCACCUGUUAUACCAUCUCCACCUCCUCAACGUUCUUGGACAUGCUCAGCUCGUUCUCUAUCAUCAUCAUCAUGUUUAGUUGCUGAUGAUCUUAAUCCUUCGAGUCUACGAGCAUACGUGCCGUUGAUUAAUAAUAAUCAAUCAUACUUAUCAAGGAAUGCAUCUCACAUUGAUAAAAAUGUACAUCAAAAUUUCAAAUCUACAUCUAUAUUAGACUUCUUUCAAAAUCAAUUACCGUUCAUUCUUUUGAUAAUUAUUUUUUUAACUAUAUUUAUUUUCGUUAUAUUCUUAUUGGUAGUUUUUUUGUGUAAGCAAUGUAAACGACAAAGCCAAUCAACAUCAAAUAGUCGCAUGGAAGCACACAAUAAUAACAAUAACAAUAACAAUAACAAUAAUAAUAAUAAUAAUACAUUUUAUCUGCGUCUAAUACCGCAUGGAAAAAAAUAUCAAAAACAGACCAUGCCACUAAGAAAUACGAAUGAUGAAAAUAAUUCAUUAAACUUAUUAAAUCAUGAUUCAGCUACCUUGGAAGUUGUGGAUUUACCCAAAACAAGUGGAGCACAUAUAAAUGAUAAUGAAGAACAAGAAGAAACUGUUUAA
Messenger RNA from Rotaria socialis, 705 nucleotides. NCBI's taxonomy places the organism in Eukaryota, Metazoa, Rotifera, Eurotatoria, Philodinida, Philodinidae. The record is from the annotation of a GenBank genome assembly.